Molecule: messenger RNA, 3084 nt
Organism: Cuscuta campestris
Lineage: Eukaryota; Viridiplantae; Streptophyta; Magnoliopsida; Solanales; Convolvulaceae
Source: the annotation of a GenBank genome assembly
CCAAAAUCGAAGAGACCCAAAAGAUUGAAUUUCAAAAAAAAAGGCCAUACAAAAUCCAAAAGCCUCGUCUCCUUCGUCAUUCUUCCCCAAAUCUCAAAGUUUACAGAAAUCUCUCAAGAGAACAUCAAGAAAUGGUGCGAACCAAGAUCGCAGUCCCUCAGAAGUGGAAGAAUGUGCAUGCAACGAAGAAAAGAGUAAGUCUCAUUCAAAAGUUUGCUCAAGCUAGGGCAAAUCUGCGGGCGAAAAUCUCACAAACUGAUGAAGGUUCAUCCUCCUUGAAACAAAAUCCAGAAAGUGAGACUGGCAUGGAGCAUGAAGAAGUUCAAAAAGCACCGAAAAAUGGAGACCUGUUAAACAAAGAGCAAGAUGAAGCACCACUCCAUCCAGAUCCUCCUACCAUCAUGUUGCUAGAAUACAAAACAACAACACCCCUCGAGGAACAACACCAACAUGCAGAGGUAGAUGAAGAAUUCCAAACCUUACUGGAUGAAGAACCACUUCUAGCAGUGUCUGAAGUACCAUUCAAGAAGACUGAAACUCAAGACCGCACCCCUCGCAGCUCCAAAAAGAAGGCAAAAGGGCAAAAUCACGUUCGUUGGUCAAAACGGAAAACCAGAUCUGAGGCAGUCAUGAAAGAAGAGUCUCCUCCAUCAACCAAGAAGACCAGAACAAGCUCUCCAAGUCCAUCCAAAAUGUCAAAGUCAAAAAGGGGUAAAGAUCUGAAUCAUCACUCAGGGAAGUCCUCAACUCAUAUUUUUGUCACUACUGCUGCUAAAUCUUAUUUGCCUGCAAUUAUGAAGAAGAACAUUCUGCCCCAGCGUAAUAUUGAUUUGGAAGAUUUUGCUUUGAAAACCACUCUCAUUCCUCUGUUAGAUGCCAGGAACUUGUUGAAAUCAGUUACCCUCCCUGGUUCAUAUGUCAAACAAGUCAUCUAUGAGUUCUAUUGCAAUUUGAGUGAAGAUUUUGUGAACCCUGCUGCUGUGUCUUUUGAAAAAGUGUUUGUCAGAGGAAAACUAUACACCUUUUCGUCUACUGCUGUCAACAAGUUUUUGGGAUUAGAUGAUGAUCAGGAUGCACUGGUAAGUGAGGUCACAAUGUGGAAGGAACUCACUCACGGAACCAGGAAAAGCCAACACCCCUCCAACAAAGUUCCCUCAUCAAUCCUGAAUAGCUCCUACUCUAUCUUGCUCAGAGUUGCUGCGUGUCACUGGCUAGCCACCUCUCAUACCAACACGGUGACAAAAACCAUGGGCAUGCUUUUGUGCAAGAUCAAAAACAAUGUUCCUAUUAACCUAGGAAAGCUGAUAGUUGCUCAAAUAGCUGAGUUUGGGAAACACAACUAUAAGCACAAUGAUAAUGCUGAUCAUGCAACACAUGGAGUGCUUGGUGUACUCAAGUAUCUGGAACAUAAACUACAGCAAAACAACAGAAGAAAGUUCUUGAAGAAGAGCGGCGAAGUCUCAUAUGGUUGCAAGAGAAUGCUGCACAGAGUGUUCAAGCAGAAGAGUCUAUUCCUACGAGCUGGAGAAGACUUCCUCCUGAGAAGGGAUUCCUGCGAAGCUGUCCAGAGUCCCAUGCAGACCGGGAAUAAGAUUUGCUGGAGAGUUCAAUAUUCCCGCCUAAAUUUAUUGGGCCGGGUCACUGAAAUUUGGGCUGACUGUAUUGGGCUGGCUGUUUAAUUAGGCAUAUCUAGGGUAGCUUGAAUUGCAGGCUGGGUCAGAAACAAAAUCUCUUAUGGAGCCACGCGCUGGAGUAAUAGAAGUCCACUCAGCAUUUAUUAUAUCUAGAGCCGUCCCUACAUGUCCAGCUAUAUAAACAGUGCAAUGGGCAGCAAUAUAUGCACUGUAGCUAUUACAAAAUUCACACUAUAAAUACACUGAAAUACUCCAUAUUAGAUUUUCAAACUCAAUUGGAGAACAAUUGAAACUUAAUAAGCGGCCUCCAAGGUUAGAAAAUUCUUCCUCUUUUAUACACUAUUUUUUGUUCUUUCUCUUUGUAAUAAAUUUUUAUACAUUUUUCUACAAUAUUGUUUUCAAUAUUGCAAACUACACAAGGAUUGAACACAACAGACUCAAAGAUUGAAAAUGAUAAAAAUGAAAAUGAGCAUGAUGACAUGAUAAAAACAGUGAAAACAAUGGUGAUACACACACAUGAUCUAGCAGGCUGGCAAACCAUUUUCUUUAAGAAAUUGAGUUUGUACUGCGUAACAUUAAAAUGCCUAAUCUCAUGAUGAAGAACUGCAAAUUAACACCGAAUGCAAGACAUACUAACAUAUUCAAUUUGGUUGGCUAAUGUAACAGUACAUGGGAAGAUUGUUUUCAAUAUUUAAUAAUUUUUGAAAGUAAUAUAUAAUAAACAUGAAAAUUUUUAUUAGCACUACAAACAACCAUUUUCGACAUAUUCACAUUGGAGAUCUAAUCUUGAUUUGCAAACUUAGUUUUGAAAAAAUAACAUAUUUCAGAAGCUAAAAAUUGAAAAUGCAUGUUAAUCUACAGAUUAAAAUAAGGUGAAGUCAAAUAAAAAUAGAUGGAUGAACUUUUAGAGGAUUUUUAAGCAAAAUUAUCAAAAACUCCCAAAUACAGAUUUCAGAACAUAUGUAAGAGCGUAUACACUUCAGACCCACGAAGAAACACCAGAUAAUAAGUUGGUUCAAGAAAAAAGGAGUAUAUAAACGAUAAAACCCAAAUCUAAGAACAAACCCAGAAAAAUAAAGAAAAAACGGUAUAUAAACCUGAAAAUCCCAGAUCUAAGAAGAAAUUUAGUAUUAUCGAGUGGAAGAAUGCAAAAAAGAUAGUCUCUAGCCACCAACCACGACUUUUCUGUUGGAUAAGGUGACAGACGGACACAAUCGGCGGUCUACCGGUGCCAUUUAGCAAUAUACCAACCGACGAUUUAUCUAUCACAAUAAGAUAAAGUUUGAGAGGUGGUAAGUCGGUGAGUAGGUGCUGCGUAUUGAAUACUCCGUAUUGUUUAAAGGAUGGGUGGCAUGAUUAAUUGGUAGGUUUAAAUUGGGAGAGAUAUACGGGGAUCGGAGUACUCCAUACUAGGUAGAGUUGUAAGGUUUAAUAUAGUAUCUUGCUUUAU